This is a messenger RNA of Didymella exigua CBS 183.55, 639 nucleotides long. RefSeq lists its product as uncharacterized. The record is from RefSeq and is a predicted model, not a curated record. NCBI's taxonomy places the organism in Eukaryota, Fungi, Ascomycota, Dothideomycetes, Pleosporales, Didymellaceae. The coding region runs from base 1 to 639 and encodes 212 amino acids. The transcript is spliced from 5 exons.
AUGUCGUCUAGCUUCACUUUUGAGACUAUCCCCGCUGCUCAGGUGACUGGCACCAUGCUUGAGCAGGCUGCUGCGCUCUUCUCUGAUGCGUACGGUGUCUGGGGCCCGGAUGCUGCAGACAAGAUGGGAAAAUUCUGCAAGCCCGUGACAAGCACACACGUAAAGAUGUCGGUGGAGCGCCUUCGGGAGCAGUCUCUGGCUCCGGACACAAACAGCGUGCUUGUUCGUGCAAUGACUGGCGACAAGCUUGCAGGAUAUGCGUUCAUCUGCUGGGUCACCCAGCUCUGCGUGAGCUAUGAGUACCGUAGACAGAAGCUUGCAACUAGGAUCAUGCUUCGGCUGCGCGAGGGUGAACACGAUCGAGGCUUCGGUUUCCUGUCGUCACAUCCAGCCGAGCAUGCUGCGGGAAUAAUGGCUGCGUCACCAGUUGAGUAUGUGAGGAACGCUCAGCUCAAGAGGAGCGUCUUCGGCAUCGAUAACGGUUCGGUGUGCUGCGCAAACACCGACUUCUUGGUUGAUCACGCUGAGCCUUUGGCUGCACUGGCCGAGGUCAAGAAGAAGGUCCACUGGCCUUUCGGUGAGCUCCCUGAGGGCUGCGAAUUUUUGGUAUUGAUCAAGGGUGCUGGGGUCAGCAAGUAA